AGAUCCAUGUGUCCGCCCACUUCACCCUUCCCUCUGCUGCAUCUGGCUGCCUGGCAGCAGUGCCUCGAAUACAGUCUGUAUCCAGAGAAGCUGAGAGAGCUGCGCCUUUAAUUCGUUUAUUCACGAAGAGCACAUGAACCCUCGGCUAAAAAAGCUGAUUCUGUAAAGACUUCACCAUUUCAGAAGUGUGGCAAAAAUGGGGUCAUAUUUGUCAGGUAGGCUGAUCUCCCAUGCCUUCUUUUCAACCGUGACUGACCCCUCUCCCUCAAUGUGUUAUCCUUAUAGCGAACAAGAUUUUCUCCUGUGAUCUUUGUGACUAUCAAACAAAUCAGCUCCAUCUGCAUACAAAUUCCACCCUUCAAUAUGAAAAUAUUUUUUUGCAUUACAGUGUGUGAUUCUUCGUUUUUGCCUGCAACUAACAUUUUGUUGGUUUGGUCUACAAAACAAUGCAUACUGCUCCUUGUCCUUCCAUCGUCCUGAAGCUGGAGCAACCUUCAGGUUCUCACCCAAUGCAAUGUGACACAAACAAUUUGCAUUGAGGAGGUAAAAGCGGGCGUUGUUAUUUGUAGCUGCUCAUAGCCUUUUACAGUUCCACAGCACCUGGUCCCAGUAGCCGAGUUCUAGUGUAUCACCCUCUCCCCCCUUCUGCACACACACAAGUCACCCAGUGACUUUGUAUGUAAUGUGCAUUGACGUGCUGGUGACUAUCAUGUGUUCUCCCUGCUCUAGCUGGAUGUUUGUCACUUUUAGGCUCCCGCCGCCCUGGUUGGCAGGCCGCCGUGGCUGGAGGCAAGUGUCCAACACUCGUCUCAGCACUGGAUCACACAAACAAGCUUUGAGUUUGCUUCCCGUUUCAAGACUGGAGAGCUAGAGUGUUCUCCAAUCCCGAGAAUAAUGGUAGCAAACUGUACCAUCUUAUCAGUGUGGCGAUCUAAGUUGGAUGUUCCACUCAGCAGGCACCUUGCAGGUCUGUCUGAAAAGACCUGAAGGAGAGUUAAGAACCGAAGCAGUUUUUCAGUAACAUGCGGAAGCAAUGAGAAAAAGAGGAAGCCGCUCCAUAUAUAUGCCUGUGCAUCGCCGUAGGAAAGGGCUAACAUGUACUCCAAAGGCACCAAACGCAAGUUCUCUGAUGGUGUGGACAACAAGGCGGUGGCGGCAUCCUAUAGCCUGCAGCGCCAGUCCCUGCUGGACAUGUCCCUGCUCAAGCUGCAGCUGUGCCACAUGCUGGCGGAGCCCAACCUGUGUCGCUCGGUGCUCAUCGCCAACACGGUGCGCCAGAUCCAGGAGGAGAUGGCCCACGACGGCAGCUGGCAGGUGGUCACAGAGGCCUUAGGUGGCUCUGGCCAUGGCCCAUCUGACCGCUUGGUGGACACCGAGGUUCUGUGCCAGUCGCUGGAGCAGCAGGACGGUGGGCCUAGGCUAUACUCAGUGAUGGGCUACGACGGCUGCCGUGAGGAGGAAGUGGUGACGGACAAGGCACUGUGUUCUGUGGUGGUUGGCGACAGGUCCCCGGCCCUCCUGUUGGGGACCAUUGGCCACUGCUGGGACAGGGGGGAACUGAGAGUGGAGGAUGGGGUCAGCAAAGACUCAGGUAUGGGGGACGAGGAGGGGACGAGGUCUGGGGAGGGGGCUAAAAUGGCAACGGGGCAGGUGUUUGGGACUUUUGAGAUCAAGAACGGUGCCCCCGGGUCAGACCCGGCACUAGAGGAGCUGUUCUCUGACGUUGAUGCCUCAUAUUAUGAUUUGGACACCAUGCUGACAGGCAUGCAGAGUGCCCCCAAGAUGGGGCCUUACGACUUUCUGGACAGCUUGGCCUCCUCACACGGCUCUGUGUCCAACUCCAGCUGUAGAGCCGAUCUCAAUGAACUUGACCACAUUAUGGAGAUCAUUGUGGGCUCAUAGCUUACAGACUUAAAACUCCAAUACUGUUUCAUUGAUCUUGUGCCACUGCCUUUUUGUCUUGUAUGUGCGGACAUACAGUAUUUACACACUUUCCUCUAUGGAAACUGAGUGAAAUCCAUCUCCGUGCAAUGAAAUGUUCAUCUGAAAAGGUUCACGCUUUCUCAAGUUCACCAUCCUUUUUCUUAUGUAUACUUUCUUUAUGUUUGUAUUUGAGUGUGUUCUCUCUUCUGUUUUUUUAUGUUGUUUCUGGUUUAAUUUAUUGUACUUAUUACACUACAUCAAUUCAGAGCAGCACAACAUAUUUACAUGAACUAUACAUAUUUUCUUUAUAAAUAUAUAUAAGAAAAAUAUUGUUAAAACGUUUCUGUAUAAAUAUACACAUAUAUAUUUUUUUACUAAAGAGACAGUCUGGGAAUUGUUCUUUUUUUUUUCUAUAUUUCUAUAUCCAGAACAAUUGCACAAAAGCUCUAAUUUACCUGUUGUCUUCCAAAGGUUUAACUUUGGUUGUGUCUUUGAGCUACAAGAGUAAAGAUGCAUUGUCGAAAACAUGAAUUGCGUUCAGUAUGCUCACAAUGUGACGCCUUGUCUUGGUCUAUGGUUUGGUUCUACAGUAUAUGCACCAUGUACAGUAUUCCUUAUGAACACAUUGCCUUCUUGAGCCAUACAGUUUGUUUUUGCACCACAGCUAGCUUAACCUCACAGCCUAGCAUGUGGUGCCAUUUGUUUUCUAUUAGAAAUAACAUAUGUUCUUAUAUUUGUCUCAUUACAAAUGAAGAAUUGUAAUGGGUAUAUUUCUCAUGUUAUGUUAUGACUUUUAGCCUAUUUUAUUUAUUAAGUGUAAACAUAUGGUGGCGUUAAACCUUGGUAAUACUUAAGGUUGUAGAAGCUUUUCAGCUUUCUGACAUGAAUUGAUAUUUUGAAAUCGUAAUGAGUUUCCGGACUUUCAUGCAUACUUUUAGUGAAGUAAUUACUUUCUUAUUCAAAACAAACUGAGAACAUGUAAAGAAUUGUGCUAUUCAGCUGACCUAUUCCAACAAUUUUUUAUUUUUUUUAAUCGCGUUCAAAGCCUGCACUCAGGCACAAGUUAAUAUUGUGAGAAUACAACUGAUUGCUGAUUAAACAGACAUGAGGUGGGAGAUCUCACAUUUCUUUUUGAUAAAUAAGUACUGUACAUUUGACAUUUGUGACCAUGAGCUAGAGUAAAUUUAGCUUUUUUUUAAAUACAAGUAAACUGUAGCAGUUUUUACAAUUUUUAAUAAAGGUUACAACAUUAUCGUAAUAU
This is a messenger RNA of Oncorhynchus mykiss (rainbow trout), 3184 nucleotides long. Lineage: Eukaryota; Metazoa; Chordata; Actinopteri; Salmoniformes; Salmonidae. The record is from RefSeq and is a predicted model, not a curated record.